AUGAGCCCAACGAACAGAACUGGCUUGCUUGGUCUCUUUGGUAAUAAGGUAGUUUCAAUAGAGUACUAUACCGAAAAAAUCAAUGAACUGACCCCAAAAUUGGAAGCUGAACAGAAAGUCACGCUCAGAAAGAAGCAGCAGGGUUCAGCUCUGGUCUUCUUCACCGGCAGGGUUACUGUUGCUUCUGCGGCUGCAGUGAUUAAGACACUGUUGGAAGCUUACCUCCCUCAGAUUGCACUUAAUGUGUUUCUGGCUUUGUUGCUGAAAUUUCUUUUGUUUCUAUCAAAGGCUGAGGGCAUUCCUUCGGAGAGCCAUGCAAUAAGAGCCGCUUCAGGGAAGUACUUAUAUUUCCGCGUCUCGAACGAUGAGUUAACUGAUAUUCUUGAUUUUAUGGAACUUAGGUUCUUUGUUGGCUAUGGUCUUGAGCUGUCCCGGAUAGUUCCUUUGAUAAUAUUCCACAUCAAGAGGAAGUACCUUUGCAAAACUGAAGCUGAAUUGAAAGAAGCUUGGGCUCCUGGAAAUCUUGAAUUUGGAACUAGAAUUCCUGGUGACAUGCUGGUAGUCACAAUUGUCUUUUGCUACUCUGUUAUAGUUCCAAUAAUUAUUCCAUUUGGUUUCGUAUACUUUGGCCUCGGAUGGCUUACUCUCCGGAAUCAGGUGAUGCCUAUUGUUCCCAAUGAAAUUAUAAUCCUUGCCCGGACAUUUGUUUUAGCCUACAAUGACAUGAUAACUCAUGGAAGUUGUUUCAGAUCAAAGUUGUUAAAUCUAUGGAAGGAUGUGGCCUCACAUUCACACGCACGUCUUAGCUUCCUUACUCCUAUUUUAAGUCACCAUGUUCGGUUACUUUGGCGUGAAGAAAUUCUACUACGCUCCAUUUCUGAUUCCCCUUCCGAUACUGUCCUUGAUCUUCGCCUUUGUAGAAAGAAAUUCUAUCGUUUUUUCCAAGCAAUAGCUCUUGAAGUAGCUUAUCGUGAAUUGAAGGAAAUUCCAAACAUGGAACUUGUCUUCAGAUCUUUCAUUCCACCAAGCUUGAGCGCUGAGAAGUCUGAUGAUGAUCAGUUUGAAGAAGCUUUGUCUCAAGUUUCAAGGACAGGUUCAUUUGUUUGA
Molecule: messenger RNA, 1107 nt
Organism: Ilex paraguariensis (yerba mate)
Lineage: Eukaryota; Viridiplantae; Streptophyta; Magnoliopsida; Aquifoliales; Aquifoliaceae
Source: the annotation of a GenBank genome assembly